UCAGAGUUGUUACCUCCGAAUGUGCUCCACAGUCUUGCAGACUGAGUGAAAAAAAAACGUAUUUUGCCAAAUAAUGAAACCAUAAGCGAUGCAUAAUCUAUGUGUGUUUUCACCCACAGGUGCAGCUUACUAUGACAAUGUGAGGCCACUGGCUUACCCCGACUCAGAUGCAGUGCUCAUUUGCUUUGACAUCAGUCGUCCGGAGACACUGGAUAGUGUGCUAAAAAAGUGGCAAGGGGAGACGCAGGAGUUCUGUCCUAACGCCAAAGUGGUGCUGGUCGGCUGCAAGUUGGACAUGAGGACGGACCUCAACGUUAUGCGAGAGCUUUCCAAGCACAGACUCAUUCCUGUCACCCAUGAACAGGGCACUACUCUGGCGAGGCAGAUUGGCGCUGUGGCCUAUGCAGAAUGCACCUCUAAGUACUCAGAGAACAGCGUCCGUGACGUCUUCCACGUCACCACCCUGGCGUCUGUGUCCAGCAUCCCUCGUCCCCAGCUCAAACGGGCCGGCUCACGGUGCGGCCUCAAGCGCAUCUCGCAGCAGCCUCCUCGGACUGAGAUUCACGAGCACCCGCCUGCCAUCAGAAAGGACCGGGCCAAGAGCUGUGUGCUGAUGUAGGACCGGAGCUCAGAGAUGUGUGUGUGGAUGGACGCAAACUGAACUGCACAUGAAACUUAUUUAUUGGUGAAUUCUUGUUAGAUCAUUGCACUGCAUUUAAGGACAAUGUGGUAAAAACAAGAAUGAAACAAUCUCAUGGAGAUUCUAGAGGGGGUUGUUUGUCCAUUUUCAGCAAAGCUUUGCUUGUUAUUUUUCUUUGUGGCUGUGUUUUCGUCAGGGGAGGCCACCACGGUGGCCAAAGUUGUUUAUCUUCAGAGCUUUUACUUGAACAAGGGGACAAAAACUGCCUGGUUUGCAAAUGACACCUGAAACUGAAUGAAAAAACCUAGCGAGUUUGGUGGUCAAAGGUAAAACUAAGUCAUGUGAAAGAUGCGUCUGCAGGAAGCAGCAGUAACACCUCUGUGUAACUGUUCUCACCUCUGUUAUCGUUUCCUGUUUACAAUGCGGUUCUGUUAUCAUGUGUUUAGAUAAAGCACAACACGAAAGCCGAUUGAAGAAAUCUGUAAAGAUCUGGAAGUGAACUUUGCGUUUACACUUCACGUGAUGCAUUUAAAUGAAAAUCUGGUCCGACAGAAAAUUUAACUCAUUUUCCUAAACCAAAAGUGCAUUUAACUAAAAAGAAAACCUCAUAGGCAACAAACUAUAAAUAACACUGACAUGUUGUGCAAUUAAUACUGUUCUAAAAAUCCAUAAUCGGAGGAAAAGUUUCGGAAAGCAUUAAGGAGAUGCAUAUUAUGUUGUUCAUGUGAAAUGAUGAAAUAAUAAAAUGAAAUAAAUAUCUGCUAUGAGUUGG
This is a messenger RNA of Menidia menidia (Atlantic silverside), 1412 nucleotides long. The record is from the annotation of a GenBank genome assembly. Lineage: Eukaryota; Metazoa; Chordata; Actinopteri; Atheriniformes; Atherinopsidae.